Podarcis lilfordi (Lilford's wall lizard) is the source of this 1197-nucleotide messenger RNA. Lineage: Eukaryota; Metazoa; Chordata; Lepidosauria; Squamata; Lacertidae. The record is from the annotation of a GenBank genome assembly.
AUGGCUAGUGUAACUUUUGAUAGUGAUGCAAGGCAAGGAAUGCCUAUGCUGAAUGAACACAAUUUUGUUCCAUGGAAGGAACGUUUGAUAGCAUUUCUAGAUGCAAAAGGAGUUUUGGAUGCUGUUGAAAAUCUGAAGCCUACUGGCUCAAGUGAAGAGGAUUUAGCAAAGAUUAAGUUAUGGAAGCUAAAAAAUCACAAUGCCAAGACUAUUAUUUUUAGUCAACUCCAAGAGAAGCAGCUAUCAAUGAUAGAUACUGAGAGUGAUGCGUCUCAAAUUUUAAAGGAUUUAGAGCACAUUUGCAGAGGGAGAACUGAGUCUCCAGUAAGAAAUGCAAAGAUCAAGGACAGUAAUUAUGCGUCUAGGCAAUUUACAAAGUCCAGAGAAAUGGCCAAGAAAGUGGUUUGCUUCAAUUGCAACAAGGAAGGGCACAUUGCAAAGAACUGCAAAGCUCCUAAAACAAGGAAUUCCCAAACCUUUCAGCCAAAAAGGGAGAGGAAAGGGAAAUCUGAAUGCACCUUGCUACUGCAAGAAAGGAAUUUAGCUGUCCAGAAUCGUGAAAAUAAACGUAGUAAGUGGAUUAUUGAUUCUGGGGCGAGCUCACAUUUUUCAUUUGAAAAGGACUAUUUUAAUGAGAUAAAUGAUGAUGAAGGCUCUGAAAUUGAGACUGCAGAUGGCAACAUUGUUAAAGCCAAAGGUGCAGGUUCCAUGGACUUGAAAUUCUAUAUAAACGAUAAAUCUACUAAAACUACAGUAUCUAGAGUCUUGUAUGUACCACAACUGAGCUGCAAUUUACUCAGCGUGUCUACUUUGGACAGAAAAGGUUUCCAGAUUACGUUUGGAAAUGGAGAAUGUAAUGUGACUAAAAAUGGUGAAGUGUUUGUUCAAGCCAAGCUAGUAAAUGGUGUAUAUGAGAUUGAUCUUUCAGAGGAGCAGUCUGCAAAAGUGGCACGUUCCAGCCAGAAGGAUGAGGCGGACCUGGACCUAUGGCACAGAAGGCUUGGACACAGAGACACCAGCCUUAUUCUGGAUCUACAGAGAAAAGAUCUUGUAAAAGGUCUGCAGGUAACACAAAGUAACAGAGUUCCAAGGAAGUGUAUAAGCUGUGUUACUGAAAACUUUCAUUUCCACGUUGCACAAAACAGAGAAGCACCAGAGUGCUUGACAUUGUGCACACUGACUUAUGUGGACCUAUGA